UAGCGGAUUUUAUGGGUUAUUAUAGCUCAGAAUUGCAUUCUGGGAUAGAUGAAUAUCGUAAUGCCCGAUGGGAUAGGAUCCGGGACACCACGUGGUGCGUCCUCUUUUCACCCACAGCCAUGGCGGAACAAACAGAGAGGGCGUACCAGAAACAGGCCCCCAUCUUCCAAAACAGGAAACGUGUGCUUGGCCAGGUCACCAAGAAGAAGGACCUGCGCUUUGUCAGGAAUGUUGGCCUGGGAUUUAAAACACCAAAAGAUGCCAUCGAAGGUACUUACAUUGACAAGAAGUGUCCCUUCACUGGCAAUGUGAGCAUCCGUGGACGUAUUUUGACUGGUAUCUGCAGGAGCAUGAAGAUGAAGAGAACCAUCAUCAUCCGACGGGACUACCUUCACUACAUCAAAAAAUACAAUCGGUUUGAAAAGCGUCACAAGAAUCUAGCUGCUCAUUGCUCUCCAUGCUUCAGGGAUAUUGCACUUGGGGAUCUGAUCACAGUUGGACAGUGUCGUCCUCUCAGCAAGACUGUGCGUUUCAAUGUGCUUAAAGUCAGCAAGGGCAAAUCCACUAUGAAGGGAAAGAAGGAAUUUGAAAAGUUCUAAAUGUCAUCAAUAAUAAAUACUCUUGUUGGCUGAGA
Molecule: messenger RNA, 634 nt
Organism: Nematostella vectensis (starlet sea anemone)
Lineage: Eukaryota; Metazoa; Cnidaria; Anthozoa; Actiniaria; Edwardsiidae
Product: 40S ribosomal protein S11
Exons: 4
Coding region: 12-599 (195 amino acids)
Biological process (GO): translation
Cellular component (GO): ribosome; cytosolic small ribosomal subunit
Molecular function (GO): structural constituent of ribosome
Source: RefSeq, a predicted model, not a curated record